Eruca vesicaria subsp. sativa (arugula) is the source of this 1206-nucleotide messenger RNA. The record is from the annotation of a GenBank genome assembly. Lineage: Eukaryota; Viridiplantae; Streptophyta; Magnoliopsida; Brassicales; Brassicaceae.
AAUAACACUUUGGAAGAACAACAACAACAACAACAACAAGAAAAGACAAAAGGAUUUGUAAGAAAAUGGGAAGAGCUCCAUGCUGCGACAAGGCAAACGUGAAGAAAGGGCCGUGGUCGCCUGAAGAAGAUGUGAAACUCAAGGAUUAUAUCGACAAAUAUGGCACUGGUGGCAACUGGAUCGCACUGCCUCAGAAAAUUGGGUUGAAGAGAUGUGGUAAGAGUUGCAGACUGAGAUGGCUUAAUUACUUAAGACCAAACAUCAAACAUGGUGGCUUUUCUGAGGAAGAAGAUAGUAUCAUCUUGAAUCUUUACAUCAGCAUUGGAAGCAGGUGGUCUAUAAUUGCAGCUCAGCUUCCCGGAAGGACAGACAAUGAUAUCAAGAAUUACUGGAACACCAAACUGAAGAAAAAACUUCUCGGAAGACAGAAACAAAUGAAUCGUCAAGACUCCAUCACCAAUUCGAAUGAAAACAUUAUCAGCAACAACAAGAGUCCUCAAAAUAUGAGUAACUCGGCUCUAGAGAGGCUUCAACUUCACAUGCAGCUUCAGAAUAUACAAAGCCCUUUCUCUAGUUUCUACAACAACCCUAUCUUAUGGCCCAAGCUUCAUCCAUUGUUGCAGAGUACUAUAACUACUCCUGAUCAAAACUCUAAGCUAGCAUUCCAAGAAAUCCUCCACCCUCUAGGAGUUAACGUUGCUCAUCUUAACAAUCAUACCAAGAUAGCUGAGCUUAACAAUGGAGUAUCUCCUAUCUAUUCAGAUCACGUAGAGCAAGCCCUAAACCCUGCUCACGGUUUCGGUUUUUCUCAGGACCUUGAAUUAGAUAAUCAUAACAUGGACCUUAUGAACAGAGGUGGUUCUAAAGAAUUGUUUCAAGCGGGCAAUGAGUUUGAACUAACGAACGAUUCGAGCUGGUGGUCGGAAGAUGUGGAGCUAGAGAGGAAAACUAUGUCGUUGAGUUCUUGGGGAUCGACUUCUGUUCUUGAUAAGACGACUGAAGGAAGGGAUAUACUUCAAGACUACGCUCAGAUGAGCUACCACAGAGUGUAAUCAAUUUUAUUUAUCAUGCAUAUAUAUAUGUACGUGCAUGUAUAGCUAUAGGGAUGGAUUAUUGAUGAAUUAUGGUUUAUUACGGUCAUAAGCUUAUUAUAGCAUGUUGAGGGUGAAGGGUUUUUUCUUUCUUUUUAAAUGUAACGAGUUGUGG